AUGGAUAGAGGUACAAGAGACACAAAUUCUGAGCUAAACUUUAAAGUCAAUGAAGAAGAUAUUGCUGCUAUCUCUAAAUUAAAUGAAGAUCAAAAAGUAGCAUUUGAUACUAUCAUAGAUGCUGUUUUUGUACACAGCAAAGGGAGUUUCUUUAUUGAUGGGCCUGGGGGAACAGGGAAAACAUUCUUGUACCGUGCACUACUAGCUGCAGUUAGAUCAAAGGGAUGUAUAGCUUUGGCAACGGCCUCUUGUGGAGUAGCUACUUCUAUCUUACCUGGAGGUAGAACAGCCCACUCACGAUUUAAAAUUCCUUUAGACAUGAAUCCUAACAACAUGUGCAAAGUAAACAAACAAAGCUCAUUGGCAAAGUUAUUACAACAAGCCAAAUUGAUCAUUUGGGAUGAAGCGCCCAUGACACACAGAGCAGGAAUUGAGGGAGUAGAUCGUUUAUUUAGAGACCUAAUGGAUAACUCUGAAUUAUUUGGGUCAAAAGUGAUGGUAUUUGGUGGUGAUUUUAGGCAAGUUCUGUCGGUAGUUGUAAAAGGGUCAAAAUCAGACUUUAUCGAAGCUAGCCUUGUAAAAUCUUAUAUUUGGCCUCAUCUACAGAAAUUAAAAUUGAAGGAAAACAUGAGAGCAAGAUUAGAUCCUGAUUUUAGCAAGUACCUUCUUCGUAUAGGUAAUGGAACAGAAAACACAGUUAAAAAUGAAAGUAUUCACAUCUCUCAAGCAUUGCUUCUUCGCUAUACAAAUGAAGCAGAAUCCAUAAAUCAAUUGAUUACAACUGUCUAUCCAAACUUCAACAUAUUUUCUGAAAAUACAUACUCAUUAAUUAAUAGAGCAAUUUUAACUACAAAAAAUGAUUUUGUAGAUCAGAUCGAUGAAAAAUUGAUACAGAAAUUUCCUGGAACCGCAUUUGACUAUUUAAGCAGAGAUAAAUGUUUAGAUAAUUCGCAGCAAGCAAUUUUAGAGGACUUCAUGAAUAGCCACACUCCAAAUGGUUUUCCUCUGUGA
Coffea arabica (coffee) is the source of this 1011-nucleotide messenger RNA. Its product is annotated as ATP-dependent DNA helicase PIF1-like. Gene Ontology annotation, biological process: DNA repair; telomere maintenance. The record is from RefSeq and is a predicted model, not a curated record. Gene Ontology annotation, molecular function: DNA helicase activity. NCBI's taxonomy places the organism in Eukaryota, Viridiplantae, Streptophyta, Magnoliopsida, Gentianales, Rubiaceae.